UGCGCCUCUCGAUUCGCGCGAAGCUGCAGGACGCGUAUUCGCCUGCGGUCGCGGUUGCUCGCUGCACUUCGAAAACAUGGCAGCGAGACGUCUGCGAACGGUGGCCUGGAUCGGUGGAGGCUCAAUCGUCGCAGCGUGUGGCUUACUCACUACAACGAGCUCCGCGGACACCGCCGCCGUCGUCGAAGCUGCGGAUCCGAAGGACACGCCAGUUCGGCCACACCCUUUGCCGACCCGCGCCGCGCAGCUCAAGAGCCUGCGUGAAACGCCCGAAUUCGAUGUUCUCAUCAUCGGCGGCGGCGCUACCGGAGCCGGAGUCGCUUUGGACUCGGUAACGCGAGGUCUCCGGACCGCCCUCGUGGAGACGUACGAUUUCUCGGCCGGCACGAGCAGCCGGAGCACCAAGCUGAUCCACGGCGGAGUGCGCUACCUCCAGAAGGCCAUCAUGAACCUCGACAUCGAGCAGUACAGGAUGGUGCGUGAAGCUCUCCAAGAACGUGCGAACCUGCUCGCCAUCGCGCCUCAUCUGUCCAGCCCGCUGCCCAUCAUGCUGCCUAUCUACCGUUGGUGGCAGGUCCCUUACUACUGGGUCGGCAUUAAGAUGUACGACGUGGUCGCGGGGAAACAGUGCCUGAAGAAGAGCUACUUCCUCUCGGCCAAGCGGUGCCUCGAACUGUUUCCCAUGCUGAAGAAGGAGCACCUUUGCGGCGGCCUAGUCUACUACGACGGUCAACACAACGAUGCCCGCAUGAACGUGAGCAUCGCGCUGACGGCGGCGCGCAACGGAGCCAGCAUCGCCAACCACACGAGCGCCGGCGUGAUCAAGAAAACCGACGAGAACGGGAAGCAGGUGGUCUGCGGGGCGAAGGUGAGGGACAUGCUCACGGGAGAGGAGUUCAACGUGCGCAAGUGCGUCGUGAACGCAAAAACGGGACCGUUUACCGACAACAUACGCCGCAUGGACGACCCCAACUGCAAGCCCAUUUGCCAGCCCAGCUCAGGCGUUCACAUAAUCUUGCCCGACUACUACAGUCCCGACAAUAUGGGCCUGCUCGAUCCUGACACGAGCGACGGACGCGUCAUAUUUUUCCUCCCCUGGGAGAACACGACCAUCGCCGGGACAACGGACAGACCUUGUCCGGUCACGCACAACCCGGCGCCAACGGAAGACGACAUCAUGUUUAUCCUAAGCGAAGUUCGUCACUACUUGAACCAAGAUGUGGUUGUGCGCCGGGGGGACGUCCUCUCUGCGUGGGCUGGUAUCAGGCCGCUUGUUGUCGACCUGAACAAGAGCGUACCGGGGAAGACGGAGGCUAUCGCGCGAAAUCACAUAAUAUACGUUAGCGACUCUAACCUUGUUACUAUCGCAGGAGGCAAGUGGACCACGUAUCGUGUCAUGGCUGAGCACACUAUGGAUGCGGCAAUCAAGGCCUGCGGCCUGAAGCCCCAGCAGAAGUCUCAGACCCUGGGUUUCACGCUCGAGGGCGGUCACACGUGGACGCCGACAUUGUACAUCCGCCUCGUGCAGGACUUUGGGCUGGAACCGGCAGUUGCGAAACACCUGUCCAGGAGCUACGGUGACCGUGCAGUGUCUGUCGCAAAGCUGGCUGCGCUCACGGGAAAGCGCUGGCCAGUCCUGGGACGGAGACUACACGAAGAGUUCCCAUACAUCGAGGCGGAGGUGCGCUACGCGGUGCGAGAGUACGCCUGCACGGCUGUUGACGUGAUUGGUCGCCGCAUGCGGCUUUCUUUCCUCAACGUCCAAGCGGCCCACGAGUGUCUUCCGAGGGUCGUCGAGAUCAUGGCUGAGGAGCUGAAUUGGAGCAAGGAGAGGAAGGAGCAGGAAUUACAAAAGGCCAAACAGUUCCUCGACAUCGAGAUGGGCGGUGACGUGAACAAGGAGUCGCAGAAGAAGAUCCCCAUGACCUUCACGACGUCCGAGGUGGAUCAGUACAUCCAGAAGUUCCAGGCCAUAGACAAGGACCGCAAGGGCUACAUUAGUGUGGUCGACCUGCGUCGAAGCCUCAAGGCUGCAGGAGAGUCCGUGUCGGAACUGCAGUUGCGAGAAAUGCUGAACGAGGUGGAUCUGAAUAAGAACGGUCAGAUUGAGCUUAGCGAGUACUUGGAGUUGAUGAAUGCCAUCAAGACCGGCUCCAUCGCGGGAAGUCGGCUUGCCCAGGUUGUUGACGUGGAGUACUCGAGGACACUGACCGUUGACAGAAGUGGGGGCGGUCUCUAAGUCACACUGUGAAACCUGUAGUUCUCCCCUGUUACUCGGAACCCCACGUAGAGAAACAAUCCCUGCCACUUCUCUUUCUCUCGGCAUGAGCUACGUCACUACUCCUUAUGCUCACGGGAAGUACGGUGUUUGCCAACAUUGGUUGGGGUUUCCUUGCCACCUUUUUACUUGUUCCAUUCUCCUUGAUGAGAACUAGAACAGCCUGCCAAGGUCAUAUUGACAGCUCCCUUUUUUUCUAGAAGUAUUUCUAUUGAAUAGAGAUUGCUUGUCUUUGUAGAUUUACUGCCUUUUCACUCCCAUGCUGUGUUCAUUAACCGUACAAUAAGCAGUUUUAUCAGACCCAGUAUUCGUGUUUUGCUGUGGAAAGCCAUGAGCUAUGUACGUCUAUAAUUAAACACGGAGGCAGAUUUCCACACCGGAGUGAUAGAGGGCACCAUUUUUCUGCCCCAUUUGGUGCAUCUCAAAUUGCUUUGCUAAACCAUGUCUUGUCUGUUUGAUUCGUAUGCAGAUAUUAUUUA
Molecule: messenger RNA, 2757 nt
Organism: Rhipicephalus sanguineus (brown dog tick)
Lineage: Eukaryota; Metazoa; Arthropoda; Arachnida; Ixodida; Ixodidae
Product: glycerol-3-phosphate dehydrogenase, mitochondrial-like
Biological process (GO): glycerol-3-phosphate metabolic process
Cellular component (GO): mitochondrion; glycerol-3-phosphate dehydrogenase (FAD) complex
Molecular function (GO): calcium ion binding; glycerol-3-phosphate dehydrogenase (quinone) activity
Source: RefSeq, a predicted model, not a curated record